Molecule: messenger RNA, 876 nt
Organism: Lasiodiplodia theobromae
Lineage: Eukaryota; Fungi; Ascomycota; Dothideomycetes; Botryosphaeriales; Botryosphaeriaceae
Exons: 6
Coding region: 1-876 (291 amino acids)
Source: RefSeq, a predicted model, not a curated record
AUGACCUCGAAGAUUUUAAUACAGAGAAGACUAGGAUUAGAUGACUGGAUGAUCCUUGUUGCGGCACAUCUUAGCAUCGCGUCACUUGCUUGUCUAUUGAUCAGUGUGAAUUACGGCUUCGGACUUCAUCUUUGGGGGUUUGAUACGUCUUACCAUUUUGCGCAAGCACUCAAAUUCUUUUACAUCGAGCAAAUCCUCUACGCAAUUAUAACCGGUAUCACAAAACUGUCCAUCCUGAUCUUCUUCCUAUCGAUCUUCCAACAAUCCCGUUCAUUCAGGAUUGCAGCCAAACUCGUUUUCGCCUCAAUCGCAUGUUCAACCACCGUCUACAUCUUCGGACUUGCCUUUCAAUGUAUUCCCGUCCCAUUGUCAUGGGACAAGGACAUCAAAGAUGGCAAAUGCCUCAACUUCAACAACUUGGCGUACUCAGGAGCGGCAAUCACCAUCGCCCAAGACGUCGCGACGCUCAUUCUGCCGAUUCCCCAGCUUCACACUCUGCAGGUUGACGUAUACAAAAGAAUUGGGCUGGCUAUCAUGUUCACUGUCGGCAGUCUUGGUUGCGUCGCAUCUAUGGUGCGGCUCAAAUUCCUCAUCGACUACGGCAUAUCGACCGGUGAGGCCGCAGAUCCAACAUACACGACUGCUCCCGCUAUCGCAUGGAGUGGAAUCGAGGCCGGAGCCGCCAUCGUUUGCGCCUGUCUGCCGUCUACUCGCAAUUUGUAUCGACGGAUAGCCUCCCAGCUCUUUCCAAGACUGUCACUCAGCCUCUCCUCUCUGAAUCGGUUUCGCGUGAAGCAGGUCACGAGCAUCACGCAGAACUCAAGACCUCGCAACGAAUCGGAGAUCGAGCUGAGCCGGACAGGGGCGGAACCUUAA